GUCAAAUAAAAGAGUUAACAGGAAGUUUGCUUACUAAAUGGGACUGAAUUAUAUUGAAUUGCAGAAUCACAUUCCAGAACAGUAGAGGUUAGGGGCGGAGUCUCAGGUGAGCAGGUGUAUAAAGGUACCGCUGGUAAAAGAGUAAGGCAAAAGCGGGACAAGUAGACUGAACAAAGUCUAUAGGGAACCUGAGAACAGCUUGUGAAGAUGCAGAAAGGAUUGUUGUCUGUACUCUUGGUCCUGGUGACCUUUUCCUCCACAAUGGAAGGGAAGCUAGAUAAGACCACUGAAAAGAAAGAGAAGAGGGUUCCUCAGACUCUCUCAAGAGGUUGGGGUGACCAGCUGAUCUGGGCACAGACGUAUGAGGAAGCUCUAUUUUGGUCACGCUCCAAGAACAAACCCCUGAUGGUCAUUUUUCACUUGGAGGACUGCCCACACAGCCAGGCUCUGAAGAAGGCCUUUGCUGAGGAUAAAGACAUCCAGAAUCUGGUCGAUGAGGAAUUCAUCAUCUUGAAUUUGGUGUAUGAGACCACAGAUAAGCACUUGUCUCCUGAUGGCCAGUACGUUCCAAGAAUCCUCUUUGUUGAUCCCUCCAUGACUGUUCGAGCUGACAUCACUGGCCGCUAUUCCAACCGCAUGUAUGCCUAUGAGCCGGCUGACAUGAAACUCUUGUUAAGCAACAUGCAAAGAGCAUUAAAGCUUUUGAAGACAGAGUUGUGAACACAAAGGCAUGGCCUUUUGUCUGCAGAGAGGAUAUUACUUCCCUGAGGGUUACUUUUAUUCUGUCAUUUGUUUACUGAUGGCCAGAGACGCACUGUAAAGCCCUGUACAAAUGUUAAACUCGUUCUUUGAAUAGAUUCAGUUACCUUCAGGAUUCCAUUUUCAUUUAUUGUAUUUCAAUGUUUUGUUUUGUUUUUGGAAAAAAUGAAUUUGUCUGAAAGCCAGUUCUCAUUGUAAUGUGUUAAAACAGUGAAUUGCAAUGAACUGUGACUGCCGUGACUAGGUUUUCUAGUUAACGGAGUCUCCGGCUCAUAUCUUGGUGGGAGGGGCCUUUAUAACUGGCAACAUGUUUUCAUGAGUCACCGUGUUGCUUGGUUAUAUGCUAGCAUUUGACCGUGUUGGUUUCUGAUUGGUCAGAGGUUGGAGGAAGUUGCUGUCAUGAAAUACUCUCUUGGAAUGGAAUUUCAGACAAUAAAAGCCUCAAUCAUAAGCAUUGUGGAAGCCCAACAAUAAUAAAAUCAGGGAAAGUACAA
Messenger RNA from Myxocyprinus asiaticus (Chinese sucker), 1253 nucleotides. Its product is annotated as anterior gradient protein 2 homolog. The transcript is spliced from 8 exons. NCBI's taxonomy places the organism in Eukaryota, Metazoa, Chordata, Actinopteri, Cypriniformes, Catostomidae. The record is from RefSeq and is a predicted model, not a curated record. The coding region runs from base 208 to 720 and encodes 170 amino acids. Gene Ontology annotation, cellular component: endoplasmic reticulum.